This is a messenger RNA of Scatophagus argus, 2644 nucleotides long. RefSeq names its product family with sequence similarity 241 member A (gene fam241a). Gene Ontology annotation, cellular component: intracellular membrane-bounded organelle. The transcript has 3 exons. Bases 259 to 762 code for a protein of 167 amino acids. NCBI's taxonomy places the organism in Eukaryota, Metazoa, Chordata, Actinopteri, Scatophagidae. The record is from RefSeq and is a predicted model, not a curated record.
CCGCCUUUACAACGAGAGGAAGAAGAACAAUAACAAGAAGAAGAAGGCGGAGGACUUUCGUGGCUCAGUGAUUGAUCACGGCUGUUGGGCUCUCGUGAAUGGGAACGUGCGGACACAGGAACAGUCUGUCGGUCACUUUACAUAUGUUUUGAUUCCCGAAAGUUACUGUAAAAUGUCGGCUUCAACACCGCCUGUGGGUGGCCAUUAUGUUUUUCGUCCACGUGAAUUUGAAGAGUUGUCGUCGGAAAACCAGAGGCGAUGGCAUAUUCCUCAGCCUGUCCACGGAGCAAGGCAGACCCCACUACAGCACCAGCAACACCGGUCCUUGGCACCACACAUAAAGCAACCAUCACUGCAGCCUCUGCUUCUGCUUCCUCUUCCGUCUCUGGUCCUGCCUCUGCCUUGUCCUCUGCCUUUGCCUUGAGCAGCUUGUCCUUCAAAGGCUUGUGUCUGUUCCAUCUGCAGUUUGAUGGCAGCCGGAACCGACUUCGACCUCCCAGUGAUCCCAGGACCAGAUGGCCCCAUGUGGAUGACCCCACCACCAGAGAGCCUCAGCUGGACGACUGUGAGAGGAUGGGGACUCUGUUUGGGAUGCUCAACAAGUGUCUGCGGGGGUUGGGCUUCAGCCAGAUGUACUUAGGGGACAAGAUCGUGGAGCCAGUCGUGAUUGUCUUCUUCUGGCUGCUGCUCUGGUUCCUAGGUUUCCAAGCUCUGGGACUGGUGGGAACUCUGUGCAUCAUCAUCAUUUUUAUUCAGAAGUAAUGAGAGCUGACAACCAGAGUGGAGUCAGCAGUUUUCUUUGGUUAAUGCUUACACAUGCAGGACUCGUGGAUGUUUGGAUUGGACUCUGCAGUGGGUCUGUGCUUUUAGGUGGUGGGGGAACUGUGGAGAGGGCUGUAUGACUGCGUAGUGAUGGUGGCUUAGCAGGUUUCUAGAAACAGUAUGAAGCUUGUUCAGUCAGUGUAAAUCCAUUUUUCAGGAGUAUGUGAAGCGGAGCCUCUGUAAGAGGGGUGCAGCUGUCCUGCUGCCUCUGGUUUUGUAAUCAUGACUUAAUAGUAUUAAUCGGUGAAGAAGGAGACAUUGUGAUGAAAUGGCUUCUUUCUUUUUUAGUCAUGGGCAGAAUUAAGGCCAGGAUUCCCAGCACCCAUGAAACAUGACUGCACACAUCUGCAUCCAGUGUUCCACUUAGAAAAAGAUCAUAACAUACAGAAUAUUAAUGUGAUGUGCAGGGGCAGCAGUAAUAGGACUCCAAUAAAAAAAAAAAAAUCCUAAGAAAGCGUCUCAAUGUUAGUACAUGUUAUGUGAAACAGUGCUGUCAGAAGUUUAUUUUGUGAUCAAAAUUAGCAAUGCACAAUAUAUUGACAGCUGAUAAAUGAGACAUGUAGAAAAAUAAUUGUUGUUAUUGCUCCAACAAUGGAAUUUCAGCUGGUAAUUGCAUCCAGUGAUUGAGAGACUUUAUGCUAUGUGUGAAGAGGGAUGCCAUCUGUAAAACCUGGCUCGCCUUUCUAAAAUUACCUCCUCUGUUCUCUGUGUUGGUGCCUGUGCUUGGUUGAUUGCCUAACGCCCACUAUCAGAUAACACAGGUAAUUAUCACAUGUUUUUAUCAGCCCAGGAAUUGCACACCGAUGCACCUCAAAUACAGGCUGUGAUGUCAGGAAUGUCAAGUAUGCAAUCAUAAAUUGGGAUAAAACUCCCAUUUAAUUUUGGGAAAUAAAGAACGACACGGUUUUGACGAGUUCUAGCUUGUCAAUACUGAUAGAAUAUGAUUAUCAUAAUAUCUCACUAGAAACUACUGUUUUUGUCUGUGUAACAUUUCAGUUAUGCAUUUGUCUUAACCUGUCUGUCCUAACUGUCUUAAACUCCCUCCUAAACCAUCAUGUCAUCAUACUCAAAAUCCUUUUAAGGUUUAUCUUCUGAAAGCCUUCACAAACUCAGCUGUUGUUAGUUAUUACAUAAGGAAUAUGUUCACAGUCACAGAAAUCCAAAGCCUAACACUGACAACUUAAGUAUUGUACUUGUUGUGUUAGCUGCCUAUUUUCAUUGGUGUGAACGUGUAGUUUUCCUCAAGCUGUUAGUCCGUGUUGACCAAAGCCACCAACCUUUUUCAGUGUAACCAACUUGUAACCAAGUGUACAAGUUCCCUAAAGAUAAUUAAUCACAACAAAUGUACCUUAAGAAAUAUUUGCAUAUCUAACAGUAUGGGAGUAUCCAAAGAUUAGGCUGUUGUUUGCUCUGACUUUGAGUUGUUCUUUUAGUCUCAGGCUGAACAUAUUUUACCUUUCUGUUAUUAUUACAUUUUGCUGAUGGGUUAUUCAGGUGUGCAGGUGUCCAGGUUAACUGACCUCACACUGCUGUAGAGUAACAGAGCUGUAGUCGUACCACUGAAUUUGAAGUUUACUACUGAGUAUAAAAGGUUUCCAGUGGAAACGUCACCAGUGAUGGAGAUGCACAGUAUGUUCACCAAUGACUUACUGUAGCAAUGCUUCAUUUAUCCUUGAUUUUUAAGAAAGUAGAAUCAGUUGUUCUGAACAUAAAUUAUUGUUUAUAAAGUGUUUGCACUGAAAGCUUUAUGCAUACCUACAAAAGAAAUAUUGGAUCAAAAUGUAUUGGAAUGUCUAUGAUUAAAAAUGAGCAUUCCUAAAAA